Ceraceosorus guamensis is the source of this 1407-nucleotide messenger RNA. RefSeq lists its product as hypothetical. Gene Ontology annotation, cellular component: nucleus. The record is from RefSeq and is a predicted model, not a curated record. NCBI's taxonomy places the organism in Eukaryota, Fungi, Basidiomycota, Exobasidiomycetes, Ceraceosorales, Ceraceosoraceae. The transcript is spliced from 4 exons. Gene Ontology annotation, molecular function: transcription corepressor activity; transcription factor binding. The coding region runs from base 156 to 1307 and encodes 383 amino acids. Gene Ontology annotation, biological process: negative regulation of DNA-templated transcription.
CGGUACUCGUGGCUGCAGACGCUACAUUCAUCUCACCCGAUCAUCAAUCUUACCUUAAAUACAGUUUGAGUACCAUGACUUAGUUCAAGUCAUCGCGGUCUUCGAAGCGCACACAUUCUGCCGUGCUCAGCCUUGAGCCAACGCCAGCAGACUCGAUGCCGCCCUCUCGCUCUCCCGUCGAUGCGCGAAGAUCUCGAGCUAACGAGGACCGCAUGAGCACCUCUUCGCGCUCUCGCUCGCCCUCGUCUAGGAAUGGAAGGCGGAAUAUGUCCGCAGAGGAUCGAGGCCAUCGGAGGGGACGCAGCUCCAGCUCGUACACCAGGAGCGUCUCAUCCAGAAGCAGAAGCAGGAGUCGGAGCAGAAGCCGAGAUCCAGACCGCAAGCCUUCUGCACAAAAAGCACCCUUCAGCAAGAUCAAGCUACCCGAUCCCGGCGAUGAUGCUACCCCGUUCGUGCUGCGUGUACACGCGAGACAGGGUCCCUUCAGACCACUAAAAGAUUUCGAUCACGGUCGCAGGGACGCGCCUCAGGUUAAGAACAACGAGUUCAAGCUCUACGUCUGGCGAACGGCUAAUCUGCGAGAUGUUGCAGCUCUGUUACACCUAGCACAGCCAAACAUCUCCAAUCCAACGACGCAUCAUGCAUUUCGACUCGUAUACUUCGACUCGCGGCGGUCCGAGAUGGCAGCUCGAGAAAUUGCAGCGCACGUCACCCGGGUCAAUCCUCUGCAAUCUGUAGAUCAAGGGCUACUACCAUCGGCCAUUUCCGACAAGUUGGUCAAGGAAGUGGACGCUAUCUCGAAUGAAAGAGCGGCAAAGACGACAUUGCAAGAUAUCAAUGUGGUCGAUGGGGACAUGAUAGAUGUCAGUCUGACCAACCCAUCCCACGCUUCUGGCGGAGCUGGGCGAAGCGCUAGGGAUAUCAGCGUGGCUGCCACAGGCCCGUCCAGAGAUCUCGCCGCACGGAAUGCGGAUCGUCGCGAUUUCUAUGAGCGAGCAGAUGAGCAACGAAGAGGCUCGUACAGAAGAGAGGACGACGAGAGAAGAGCUUAUACAGCGAUCAGAGAUGCCGGAGAAAGGAGAAGAUCGUACGCGCGGGAAGAGCAAGAAGCGCGCUAUCCUGUCUCUAGAGGCCACGAUAGAUACGAAGGAAGGAAAGGUAAUUCAUCUCACAGAAGCCAUGAUCGCAGCGCGAGCCCGCCUUAUAGAUCUCGUAGAUCCAGAAGCCGAAGUCCGGUCAGGCGGCCACCUAGGUCUGUCAGCAGAAGCAGAAGUCGUAGUCCUCCGAGGCGUUCCAGCAGGCACUGAGCGAGCUGUACACCAGACGCACUUCUGCUCCAUCGAUGACUUCACGCAUGUCCACAACGCUCACUUGCCCACGUCGCCUGGUCAAACUGCCAGUCUGAAG